Messenger RNA from Aspergillus steynii IBT 23096, 469 nucleotides. RefSeq names its product copper metallochaperone COX17. NCBI's taxonomy places the organism in Eukaryota, Fungi, Ascomycota, Eurotiomycetes, Eurotiales, Aspergillaceae. Bases 10 to 246 code for a protein of 78 amino acids. Gene Ontology annotation, cellular component: mitochondrial intermembrane space. The record is from RefSeq and is a predicted model, not a curated record. The transcript is spliced from 3 exons. Gene Ontology annotation, biological process: mitochondrial respiratory chain complex IV assembly. Gene Ontology annotation, molecular function: copper chaperone activity; copper ion binding.
CCUCCCACAAUGUCUUCUCUCUUCGGUUCUUCCAGCGGCCCGGUUGAACAGGCUCCUCCUGCCCCCACUGCCGCUGCCCAAGCCGCGCCCGCCGAAAAGCCCAAGCCUUGCUGCGUUUGCAAGACUGAAAAGACGGCCCGGGACGACUGCAUGCUGUUCUCGAAAUCCGACGAUCCGACGCAGGAAUGCAAAUCCACCAUUGACCAGUACAAGUCCUGCAUGGCUGGAUUCGGCUUCAAGGUCUAGAUUCCGUUGGGACCAUUCCGGUCUUGCGCCGUUGAUGGGAUAACGGGGCUGAUUCGAGGGAUUCGGUCCUGUCAAUUGGUCGCAUGUGCAUACGUGCAUGCAGCUGUUCGCUUUUUCUGCAAGGUGUUUGGGUUUGGGCUGCGUUGUAUAUUACCUAUGAGAUAUAUCUCCUUUCUUGUGCUAUAGAUAGAUGUAAAUUAGGAUUUUGAUCCAUGUGUUGAUA